AUGGAGAAAAAAGAAGAUGAUAAAGCAAAUAAGAUAACUUUUAUGAACGUCCCAGCAUUUAGAGGGUUAUUUAUUGACCAAUGUUUGGCAGAAGCUACUGAGUAUGGGUUUUCUGGAACUUCUUUGAAGCAAACUUCGUGGGAAAAUUUGUGCAAAUUCUUUUCUGAGAAGUAUGACUGCACUAUCACACAGAAGAAGUUAAGAAAACACUGGGAUUACUUGCGUAAUCAAUACGUCACUUGGUCCCGUCUCUUAGCAAGAAUUGGUCAUGGGUACAAUGCUGAGACGAACACUUUUGAUUGGAGAGAAGAGCAAUGGGUUGAAUUAGACAAGAAAUCCAUGAUAUUAGCUAGUUCAUUUCCAAUUAGUGUACUGACCAUCAAAAACGCCAGUCAAUUCAAGAACAAGGGACUGGAAGAUGCAGAGAAGUUGCAGAACUUAUUUGAUGGCAAGUUGUCCACUGGAGCUAAUAGAGAUACGCCUGGAAGAGUGGAACCUAGUUCAGCUGGGACUUCUACAAAUACAGGGUUUCAAAUAAUGGUUCUGAGUCUCGAACAAGUCUUGGAAAAGAACAAAAUUGUGAGGAUUAUAACGAGAUUGAGAAGGAUAAAAGGAAAAAAAAUGAAGACCUUACUAUCUCAGCUACUAGAUUUAUGUUUGUUAGUGAAGCAACUUAAAAAGGCUAAGCGGUGUGUACGCCCGAAGUACAAGAAGUCAAUUUUAACAGGAAAGGCUUUCACCCAAGAUCUGUUAGAAGGAAAUCCGAGGAAUAUGUACAACCUAUUGAGAAUGAGUAAGGCUCCUUUUAUUCAAUUAUACAAUGAAUUCCGAGCCAAAGGAUUUUUAGAGGAUAGCAAGUAUAUUGAAGUAGAUGAGAAGGUGACAAUGUUUUUAUACACAAUCUGGCACAAUUUCUUAGUUCCUCCACCUAAUGUAUUUGACAAGCCAGCUAUAACUAAAAGGCAUAAACUCCUUAAAGAAGGUGCUUUUAAAGGUGACGUUGUGGUUGGAUGGGAAGGCACUGCUCAUGACUCGAGAAUGUUGACUGAGGCAGUGCGUGAUCCAUCUUUCAAGUUUUCUUUACCUCCUCCAGACAAAUACUAUCUAUGUGAUGUUGCAUACUCCCACACAAAGGGGUUUAUGUGUCCAUAUCACAACAUAAGGUAUUGGUUAGGUGAUUACAGAAGAGUAUCUGCAGCAACAAAAGAAGAGAAGUUCAAUCAAGCCCAUGCUCGACUGAGUAAUGUAAUUGAGAGAACACUCGGGGCAUUGAAAGCAAGAUUUCCAGUGUUAAGUAAAAUUCCUUCUUACUCAUUUGAGACGCAAAGAGAUAUCGUCAUUGCUUGCAUGUCAAUACAUAACUUUCUACGCCGCAAUGCAUUAGAUGAUUGGUUGUUUAAACAAUAUGAGAACGAGGCAUUUGAGAUGAAUGAAAUACAGGUAGAUGAGGAAGCCAAAACGGAAAAAAAAUGCACCUCAUCUCUUCGGAAGACAAGAGCAAUUACAUAUGAACAAUUUACGUGA
Molecule: messenger RNA, 1524 nt
Organism: Papaver somniferum (opium poppy)
Lineage: Eukaryota; Viridiplantae; Streptophyta; Magnoliopsida; Ranunculales; Papaveraceae
Exons: 8
Coding region: 1-1524 (507 amino acids)
Source: RefSeq, a predicted model, not a curated record